AUGACGAUAACCAAGCUGCCUGCCGAGAUAUUUUUUCAGAUCACAGCGUACCUAGAGCCUGAUGCAUGUUACCGGCUCAUCCAGGCCCUUGAUGGUCUUGAUCGACUUAUCGCGCCUGAAGAAUUCACAAAGAAGGCAAGAAAGACUGGAGAUACCAUUGUGCACCUGGCCGCAAGCAAAGGCGAUGAGAAAUUCAUACAAACCGUGCUUGCCAAGGGCGUGAACUUCGAAGUCCGGAAUAAUCGUGGGGUCACACCUUUAGCUCUGGCUGCACGUCGAGGACAUAGAGCAAUAGUGGAGCUUCUUAUUUCCGCUAAAGCAGAGGUCGAUGUAUCGGAUAAAGUUGGAUGCACUCCCCUACAUGCCGCGGCCUACCAUGGAUCAGAUAUGGUAGUCCAAGUACUCCUUGAUGCCGGUGCGAAUCCCUAUAGGACCUCUCAUCAUCAUGGCACCGCACUAAAUAUGGCCAUAAAGAACGGUCAUCUUUCUACUACGUCACUACUUCUGAGCAGGAUGCGACAGCCCCCAGAUACGACAGACGUAUUGAGUAGCGGUCUGGAUAUAGCGGCAAAAUAUGGCCGCACGGCAGUUUUCCAGCAUCUUAUUGCGGCGGGCUUUGAGAUUUCAGACAGGACUUUGCACGUUGCCGUCACAUCAGGAAGAGCAAAGAUAGUCAAGAUCCUUCUUGAUCAAGUAGAUUUCUCAGAGGAUGUAAGAUAUUGGGCUCUGCGGUUUUCUGCCCAGCUCGGGUACAAUUCGGUGGCACGUUUGCUAAUUAGGACCGGCCUGAAUAUCUCGGGUGAGGACACCUGGCUGGCACGGUUGAUCGGCUGUUUAGGCAAUAUCAAAAUACUUCGACUUCUCGAUAAGAUGGGUGUCGAUUUGGACAGAUUCUCAUUAUUGUGUGGUGCUGCCAGCCGUGGCCACACUGCAAUGAUUGAACAUUUGGCCUAUCCAGGAUGGUUGAGCCCUGACAUGCGCAGGCGAGCCCUCCUUGAUGCUACCAUGCUUAAAACUCUUCUUGACUGUGGUCUUGCGUUUGACAAAGAAGAAAAAGAAGAAGCCAUUUCCAGGGCGUCUACGGCUGGUCGUCUAGCCGUUCUAGAUUUACUUCUCGGACCAGGGGCUCAGUCUGACAUUCUGGCGCUUUAUCCUGCUGUCUAUGCUGGACAGGUUGAGAGGGUUCGCGCUAUCCUAGAUUUCCACAAGAAUCCUCAGUACAAUCUUUGUUUCCGGAAGUCCUUGUGGAGAGCAGCCGACGAUGGCCAUACUAUGAUAGUAGAGCUACUCUUGAAUGUCGGCGUAUCACCAGAUGACCUUCGCUUUGAUAGAGACUUUGCCCUUUACAGAGCAGCUGGGAAGGGUCACAGGGAGGUGGUUGAUUUGCUUAUCAAGGCUGGAGCCGAUAUUUCUCGUGAAAACGAUUUUAGGGGCCACGAACUAUCUGAUUACGACAAACACGGAUACACUCCACUCUAUAUUGCUGCCAGAGGUGGGCACGUGGCUGUGGUUGACAGUCUCAUCUCUUCCGGUGCAAUAGUUUCCUUCCAGGGAGUAAAAGGCUAUACUGCACUUCAUGCUGCGGCAAGCGCUGGCCAUCGUGAGGCGGUAGAGUCACUCAUCAAUGCUGGUGCCAAUAUCUGCACCCAAGACCAUUCCGGGGCCACACCUCUACAUUAUGCUGCGCAGCGUAAUCGUUUUCAGGUAGUUGAGCUGCUUGUUAAUCGCGGAGCUGAUCCGUCGAUCCUAGAUCGUGGAGGAAGAUCUGCUCUAAGUCGAGCCAUCGAGUUUGACCACGCUCAAGUUAUUGAAACCCUCAAUGCAGCAGGAAUUAUGGCAUGA
Penicillium odoratum is the source of this 1842-nucleotide messenger RNA. RefSeq names its product ankyrin repeat domain-containing protein. Bases 1 to 1842 code for a protein of 613 amino acids. The record is from RefSeq and is a predicted model, not a curated record. Gene Ontology annotation, molecular function: protein binding. NCBI's taxonomy places the organism in Eukaryota, Fungi, Ascomycota, Eurotiomycetes, Eurotiales, Aspergillaceae. The transcript has a single exon.